AUGGCGCCUUUGCUUUUCUUUGCUGUAUUCCUAUUCGGCACAGCACUUGAUGGAGCAGUCGGCCAAGAAGAUGGCUUUCUAAGCAUCGACUGUGGCAUGGAUCCCAACUACGGCAGCUACAAGAACCCAGAUGACGGCAUCGUCUACGAGCCCGACGGCCAAUAUGUCGAUGGCGGGGAGAACCAUAUGGUAGCCCCUGAGCACCAGAGUGGGACGUUUCGACCCUACUCCACAGUGAGGAGCUUUCCCUCCGGCGUACGGAACUGCUACGCGCUGCCGACCGUGGCCGGAGCCAAGUAUCUUGUCCGGGUGAGAUCUGCCUAUGGCAACUACGAUGGCAAGAACAGCUCGUCGACGAUUCAGUUCGAUCUCUACCUUGGGGUGAAUUACUGGGCCACCGUAAAAGAUCCCUGGAACGAGUUCCACGAGGCAUUGUUCGUGGCAUGGGCAAGCUGGGUGCCGGUGUGCCUGCUGAACACCGGCCGUGGCACGCCAUUUGCGUCGUCGGUGGUGCUGAGGAGACUCAGCAGCGAGCUCUAUCCGGUCAUCAACGCCAAACAGUCCAUGCGCAUGAUUUCAAGGAAAAACGUGGGCUCAGACAUUUCCACUUUAAGUCUAGAUAGUUUAGAACCGUCUUUGACCGACUAG
Molecule: messenger RNA, 648 nt
Organism: Oryza sativa Japonica Group (Japanese rice)
Lineage: Eukaryota; Viridiplantae; Streptophyta; Magnoliopsida; Poales; Poaceae
Source: RefSeq, a predicted model, not a curated record